GGAGGCUUUGGGGUUGGCAUUUUAAGAUUAAAAGAGCAAAAGAAGGGGAAAAUAGAGGAAAAGAAAAGCAGAGGAGAGAAAGAGGGGGACACACAAACACACACACACACACAAAACCACUGUGGGUAGAGUUGCUAUGGAAACUGGCAGCCUGUAGGCUGGCAUGUUGCCUGACACCGAGAUGGAAAAACAGUUCAAAGGUAAAACUUGGCACAGGGAUGUUGUCUUUUGUCAGAGAUGUUUCCAGGAGGACAAAAGCAGCUGGCAGCAGCACCUUGGUAGCGCCAGUUCCCUGCGUUGCCUUUUCUUCCUCCAUCUCACCCAGUGGCUUGCAAGGCUGACCUGGCAAGAGGAGACAGAAGAAGCAACAGUGGGCACCAUUGGCAUUGUGCAGUAGGCCAAGGAAAGGAAGGAAGGAAGGAAGGGAAGCAGGGAAAGAAGGACAUCUCAACCCAGAGGUGGAAUCCACAAAGUGGCCGCUGCAACCCAUCCAUCCAUUUCCCAUCUGGAGAUGUUUGACGAUAUGGAUGAGAGCAAAGAGACGGACGGCAGCCUUUUGGGCGAUCCUGGCCAGACUUCCCCUGGAAGGAAGGAGAAUGCAAAAUGGCAGAGGCCACGGCUUACGCGCAGAGCAUUGAUGAAAUGCUGUCUGGUGAAAUGGAUCCUCUCCAGCGCUGCUCCCCAGGGAUCAGACAGCAGCGAUAGCGAGUUGGAGCUUUCCACCAUCCGGCAUCAGCCAGAAGGACUGGACCAGCUCCAGCUUGUGACCAAAUUCACCAAGAAAGAGCUACAAUCCCUCUACAGAGGCUUCAAAAACGAAUGUCCCAGUGGCCGGGUGGACGAGGAGACCUUCAAGGUGAUCUAUGCGCAGUUCUUCCCCCAGGGAGAUGCCACCAUGUAUGCCCACUUCCUCUUCAAUGCCUUUGAUGUUGACCGGAAUGGAGCCAUCUGUUUUGAGGAUUUCGUUGUCGGCCUCUCCAUCCUUCUGCGUGGGACGGUGCAUGAGAAACUCAGCUGGGCCUUCAACCUCUACGACAUCAACAAGGAUGGCUACAUCACCAAGGAGGAGAUGUUGGCAAUCAUGAAGUCCAUCUAUGACAUGAUGGGACGCUACACCUACCCAAUCUUGAGGGAAGAUGCUCCAAUUGAACAUGUGGAGAAGUUCUUCCAGAAAAUGGACAAAAACCAGGACGGCGUGGUCACCAUCGAAGAGUUCCUAGAGACUUGCCAAACGGAUGAGAACAUCAUGAACUCCAUGCAGCUGUUUGAAAAUGUCAUUUAGGACGCUGGGGAACCGUCCGCCUCGUCUCUCCUGACCCACCUUGGCCUCCUGCACUUGGACCCAGCGUCCAACUUUCCUCUGAAGCACACACACACCUCUCUCCCAGAAAGAGCAAGGAAAACAGCAAACGAAAUCAACCAAAAACUCUUUUUUUAUACUCAAAGUGGGGGGGGGGGGGGUGGGAGGGGAAGACCAAAACCAUCCGGACGAGAUGCCAUUUGCAAGGUUUGCAAGACUUGCUGGAUUCUCACAGUUGAGCAUCUAAGGACAGGAAGGACGAAGGAAGAAAAGAGGCCGGAGACCAUGAAUGUUGGUGAGGUAGGGCUCACAUGAGAAAGCGUGGAAAAGCGUGUUUCAGGGUUAUUUUUUUAAUGAGUAACACUCCUUCCUCCCUUCCUCAUUUAUUAAACUUGGGUCCCGAAGCAUCUGAUUCUUCAUUACAUGACAAAGGAAAUUGAUCUCUCCCUUGCAGAGUGCUCUUGCCUGGCUCCUUUUCCUUCCGGAGGGAGAUGCUCCAGCAGAACUUUUGAUUCAGAUCUGCUUCUUGUUUUGCCAACACUUAACCUCAUCCAUGAUCCCUCAUGCCUACUAGAUGGGUCCUUCUCUUCUCCAGAAUGCCCCCGGACCAUUAAUCCAUCAAAUGGGGUCCCUGUGCAUUGAAUGUUUCCCCAUGCGCCUGGACCAGGCAUGUGCUCAGUUGGUCCUUUUGAAAUCUUUGCCACAGGGCUGCUCCAUGCCAACAUUGUUCCUGAUGGCCUUGUUCCAUUCGGGUACCAAUUCUGGGACUCAGCAUCGCAUGCGCCUCAAUGGUUUGGUUGCCAGUUGGAUCUGCAUGGCUGCACAAUUGCAGACUAGUCCCUUCUCAGUGACUCUGUUGCUGACAUCCAUUUUGGCUGUUUACAUUAGCAGGACUUUGCUGUAGACGGAUGCUCAUGGACACUGGAAGAAGAACCAUCUCAGUCUUAAAUGCUUCAGGAUGCAUCCAUGCUAUGCAGCUAAGGUACUUUGGUACUUUGAUUGUCAUGGUUCCAUUCUACUGACUCCUGGGAUUUGUAGUUCAUUGACAGCCAGAAAACUCUAUUGCUGUCAUUCAGGGGAAUGGAGGAAAGAAUGUAAGUACAUCCCCAAAUGAUCCAUUCCAGGAUUCCAUAUGAUGGCACCAUGGCAGUUAAAGCAAUACAGAGCUGCCAUGAAUGCGCAGUGUGGACAUAGCCUUAGUCACAUAUUUGGCAGUGGACACGAUGCUCUUCCUCGCCAUUUUCUAUCCUUACAACAACCCUGGGAGGUAGGUCCACACCAAGAGCAGGUGGUUGGCCAAAGUCACCUGGUCGGGUUUGUAACUCAGCGGGGACUAAAUCCAAUACACUAACCAAAUGGCUCUUUUCCAGAUUGACUUGUCUGUCCAGCAAAAAGAAAAACCCAUUGCAUUUGCAGAGGGAAAGUUCUGGUGACCAGUCAAUAUGGCGCAGAGGCUUGUGUGGUCAACAAGUCUUCUAAGGCACACUCACUCAGUUGACACCAGUUGCUAAGUCUUUCCCUUGCCUUGCAUGGCCUGAACAGGUACAUUGUGGGGGGUGUUGCAAAAGCACAUCAAUGAUGAGGAAGAGGCUGCCCUGCAGAGAAUUUGGGCUCUGCAUUGCUGGCUUUCUUGUCCCCUUAAGCAGCUCCAAACCCCCAAACCAGGCUCCAUGCAUCUGCCCCAUUCCCUUAUCGCUCCACAGCUCUUCAACAGCCUGCCUUCUGGUUCUUGGGGAGAAUUCUAUCAUUGCUUUCGGAAUUAAGGUGCGCACCAUUAUUCCCCACUGUUUUCCAUUUUCUUUUCUUUCUGCCACAUCAGACUCAUAGUCUGGAGGGAUUUAAACCACGAUGUAAAAAGGACAAAGAGAAUAUUUUUUGAUGGACUCACUUACUGAUUGCUUUUUAAGGUGUGGUUUUAAUUGUCUGCUAAUGAUGUCUAUCAGUAAAUUACAAAGGAGGGGGGAAAAGAGCCAAACUGAAUGUGGAGCCAAAGCUACGGAUUUGCAGGAGGCUGCAUUAAUGUACCCAGUCGUUUUCUAAAACUGGAGAAUGGCAGUUCAAACAUUAGAGACAAUGUUCUAGAGACAAGAUCUAGUCGUUCAGAUGUGUACAAAGGACAGAUGUACUAAACCAGGUGGGGAGGAUUUCAUGCGCACUUCUGUGAAACCCCUGCCCUGUGCCAUAGACCCCAAAUGUGACUGGACCUGGCCUUUGGAAGAGGACCUGCUCCCACCCUUGUUCUUGCAUUUACAACAACCCAGCCCAGGUUUCAGGUUUAUCUCCUCUGGGUCUUCUCAAAACUGAUAACAGCUGGAUCACACAUCCAAGCUUUCCUUUCCUUGACUAGGCUAAAAACAUGGCUCCGUUGCCACGGUCCUCUCCGACCCGCUUCCUGAAUUCUUCUCAGGAUUGUGUAAGUUUGCACUAGGGAGGCAAUCUCUUUGUAAAUUCCGUUCUCAUGCGCAGGGAUGCAAACAUGUCAACCUUUUUUCCUUCCCGUUGUGCGAAAUCCCUCGAAAAACCUGCGCAGUCCAAGAUAUAUUCCGUGAAAAUCUAAGCGUAGAAUUUCAUACAAAGACAGUUUUAAAAAGAGAGAUCCCAGAUUGGCCACUUUGGGCUACGUCUGCAUUGCAGAACUGAUGUGGUUUGACAUUGCUUAAACUGCCAUGGCUCCGUGUGAUGAAAUCCUGGGAUGUGUAGCUUCAGGAGGUAUAUCGCCUUCUCUGCCAGAGAGCGAUGGUGCCACGUCAAACUGCAAAUCCCGGGAUUCCAUGGCAGUUAAAGCGGUGCCAAACUGCAUUGUUUCUGCAGUGCAGAUGCAACCUUGCUUAACCAAGUACUUAGUUAAUUAAGUUAAAUACUUAAGGCCCCAUCCUACUACAAAAUAAAUCAUUUUUGGAGCUGAAUUGAUGAUGCGGUUUAGUUCACGCUAUUUGAGUCUUUGAUUUACUUACCCAUUUCAGUUCAAUCCACUUCACAUUCAGUGCUUCCGGACUCGAGUCACGUACAAUACUCACCUAAGGAAGGGCUGCAUGCCUGGCACUCGCCUUUUCCUCCGGCCUCCUCUUCGGAGCCUCCUUUCACAGCACAACCAACUGGGAGACUGGCGCUGGCCCUCGUCCGCUGUAAGGACUUGAGAGUCGGUCACUGUAUAUUUUAAUAAA
Sceloporus undulatus (fence lizard) is the source of this 4464-nucleotide messenger RNA. It is a transcript of the gene KCNIP3, whose product is annotated as potassium voltage-gated channel interacting protein 3. Gene Ontology annotation, biological process: regulation of potassium ion transmembrane transport; negative regulation of transcription by RNA polymerase II. Gene Ontology annotation, molecular function: calcium ion binding; RNA polymerase II cis-regulatory region sequence-specific DNA binding; potassium channel regulator activity. NCBI's taxonomy places the organism in Eukaryota, Metazoa, Chordata, Lepidosauria, Squamata, Phrynosomatidae. The transcript is spliced from 9 exons. Gene Ontology annotation, cellular component: nucleus; voltage-gated potassium channel complex. The coding region runs from base 512 to 1282 and encodes 256 amino acids. The record is from RefSeq and is a predicted model, not a curated record.